AUGCCGCCUCUCUUUGAUACAAAGCUGACGCCAGAUCUCUACGAGGUCAUUCUAUCAUACAAAAAAGCCACCACGGUGGUUGAGAGAUGGCUAGCUGUCACUUCCGAUAGAACCGAUAUCAAGGCCAGAUUGAUAAUACCUGAUAUGCAACAAGCAGCAAGUUCCAUCAAGGAUACGCGUAUCAAGGUCCCCGAUCUGAUCUACUAUGCCUUCGACAAGGCUAUCGCGGCUCGCUCUGAGGUGACGAGUCACUUCAAAGGUUUCUUUGGCACAAGGACCGCUAAGGCCAACAACUUGUCCCAUGAAAGUUUCACCAAAUCGUGA
Letharia columbiana is the source of this 324-nucleotide messenger RNA. RefSeq lists its product as uncharacterized. The record is from RefSeq and is a predicted model, not a curated record. The transcript has a single exon. Lineage: Eukaryota; Fungi; Ascomycota; Lecanoromycetes; Lecanorales; Parmeliaceae. The coding region runs from base 1 to 324 and encodes 107 amino acids.